This is a messenger RNA of Ilex paraguariensis (yerba mate), 3433 nucleotides long. NCBI's taxonomy places the organism in Eukaryota, Viridiplantae, Streptophyta, Magnoliopsida, Aquifoliales, Aquifoliaceae. The record is from the annotation of a GenBank genome assembly.
AUGAUACCAUACACCUUGGGUAUCAGGUUUCUUGAGGGAAGUCACUUCCUGGUAGCUUCCUGCAGGAGCAAAGCAAGAAGAAAAAGGAGCAUGAAGCUGAUAGUGGAAGUUGUAGAUGCUCGUGAUCUUAUGCCCAAAGACGGAGAAGGAUCAGCUAGUCCAUUUGUGGAAGUUGAUUUUGAAAACCAGUUGAGUCGAACCAAAACUGUUCCAAAGAAUCUCAACCCCAUUUGGAACCAAAAACUUCUCUUCAAUUUUGACGAAACCAAAAAUCACAAUCACCAAUCCAUUGAAGUCUGCAUUUACAACGAGAGAAGGCUGAUUCCUGGGCGAAACUUUCUUGGAAGGGUGAGAAUUCCUUGCUCAAAUAUAGUCAAGAAAGGUGAGGAGACUUAUCAAUCAUUCCAACUGGAAAAGAAGUGGUUUUCGUCAUUUGUCAAAGGUGAGAUUGGCAUCAAAGUUUAUAUUUCGCCAGAAUCCGAUCCAAAGUCUGCUCCUCCAUCGUCUGCACUACCACCUCAACCAGUACCUUCUGGUCCCCCUAACUCUCCCAUUUCAGAAACUAAAAACCUUCUCAGUAAUACACCUGCAGCCCUUCCCGCAACAGAAAACUCUCUUCCUGAAACUACUAAAGCUAUCGCUUAUAAACCAGAAAACAACGAUCCCACAGCCUCGCUGACCAAGUCUUCUAGCUCUCCUUCUACAACAGUCGGUGCUCUAGCGGAAGUGCCAAAGGAAGUCAUCGAAGAGCCCUUCAGAAUAGAAACUACUCAACACGUGCACAAACACCAAGUCCUGCAACAACCAGGCAUAUCGGUGGGAAAAGAACCACAAGGUGUGCUGUUAGCCAUGCAUCACCAAGCCAAUCCACAAGCUCAUCAAAGCCAUCAAGAAGACUACAAUUUGAAGGACACAAACCCCCACCUUGGGGAGCGGUGGCCAAGUGGAGGAGCAUAUGGUGGAAGAGGGUGGAUGAGCGGUGAGAGAUUUACCAGUACAUAUGAUCUCGUUGAGCAGACGUUUUAUCUUUAUGUUCGAGUUGUGAAGGCCAAAGAUCUUCCACCCAGCUCAAUUACCGGUAGCUUGGAUCCUUAUGUGGAAGUGAAGCUUGGGAACUACAAAGGAAGAACAAAGCAUUUUGAGAAGAAACUGAACCCUGAAUGGAACCAGGUUUUUUCUUUCCCCAAAGAACGCGUCCAGUCAUCAAUGCUAGAAGUUUUUCUUAAGGAAAAAGAGAUGGUUGGAAGAGAUGAUUAUCUUGGAAGAGUGGUUUUUGACUUGAAUGAGGUUCCAACCAGGGUUCCACCAGAUAGCCCUCUGGCUCCUCAGUGGUACAGAUUGGAGGAACGCCGUGGGGAAGGAAAGGUGAGAGGAGAAAUCAUGCUUGCAGUUUGGAUGGGAACACAAGCUGAUGAAGCCUUUCCAGAGGCAUGGCAUGCAGAUGCUGCUCUUGUUCAUGGAGAGGGUGUUUUCAACAUCCGAUCCAAGGUCUAUGUCUCACCGAAACUUUGGUACCUCAGGGUAAAUGUCAUUGAAGCUCAGGACGUCAUUCCAAACGACAGAAGCCGUCUCCCUGAAGUUUUUGUGAAAGCUCAGGUGGGAAACCAAGUGCUCAAGACCAAGAUAUGCCCAACUCGCACAGCAAACCCACUUUGGAAUGAAGAUUUAGUUUUUGUAGCAGCUGAACCUUUUGAGGAACAGCUGGUCCUUACUGUUGAGGACCGAGUUCACCCUUCAAAAGAUGAUGUGCUGGGGAGGACAAGCCUACCACUCACCACGUUUGAGAAGCGGCUUGAUCACCGGCCAGUUCAUUCUCGCUGGUUCAACCUUGAGAAGUUUGGUUUUGGUGUCUUGGAAGCUGACAGGAGAAAGGAACUCCAGUUUUCAAGCAGAAUACACCUUCGAGUUUGUCUUGAAGGUGGAUAUCAUGUACUGGAUGAAUCAACACACUACAUCAGUGAUCAACGACCAACAGCAAGACAGCUCUGGAAGCAGCCCGUUGGAAUAUUGGAAGUGGGCAUAUUAGGUGCACAAGGGCUUCUCCCGAUGAAGAUGAAAGAUGGCCGAGGAAGUACAGAUGCUUACCUUGUGGCCAAGUAUGGCCAGAAAUGGGUUCGGACCAGAACAAUUCUUGGCACUUUCAGUCCCAAAUGGAAUGAACAAUACACUUGGGAAGUAUAUGAUCCUUGCACAGUGAUAACAUUGGGGGUUUUCGACAACUGCCACUUGGGAAGUGAAAAACCCGGAACCAGUGCAGCACAAGACUCGCGGAUUGGAAAGGUAAGGAUUAGGCUAUCAACUCUAGAAGCUCAUCGCAUUUACACAAAUUCUUACCCACUUCUUGUUCUGCAUCCAACUGGGGUAAAGAAAAUGGGGGAACUCCAGCUAGCAGUUCGAUUCACAAGCCUAUCCCUGGCACACACUAUAUACAUUUACGGGCACCCCCUGCUUCCCAAAAUGCAUUACUUACAUCCUUUCACAGUCAACCAAGUCGACAAUUUGAGGUACCAAGCAAUGAAUAUCGUAGCCGUGAGGCUUGGCCGGGCUGAACCACCUCUCAGAAAAGAGGUUGUGGAGUACAUGUUGGAUGUCGAUUUCCACAUGUGGAGUAUGAGAAGAAGCAAAGCUUAUUUCUUUCGGAUCAUGUCACUACUUUCAGGUAUGUUCUCGGUGAGCCGAUGGUUGGGUGAUGUUUGCCACUGGAAGAACCCCAUCACCUCAGUUCUAGUUCAUAUACUGUUUCUGAUACUGAUCUGGUACCCCGAGCUGAUACUUCCAACUCUGUUUCUCUAUAUGUUCCUCAUUGGCCUGUGGAACUAUAGGUUCCGACCAAGGCACCCACCUCAUAUGGAUACUAAACUCUCAUGGGCAGAGGCGGUGAACCCGGAUGAACUCGACGAAGAGUUUGACACGUUUCCAUCCACUAAACCACACGAUGUCGUUCGAAUGAGAUAUGAUAGGCUAAGAAGUGUGGCAGGGAGGAUUCAAAUGGUGGUGGGAGACAUAGCUACACAGGGUGAGAGAUUUCAGUCACUACUCGGCUGGAGAGAUCCUAGAGCAACCAGCCUGUUUAUAGUGUUCUGUCUUUGUGCAGCUGUGGUGCUUUAUGUGACUCCAUUUAGAGUGGUGGCUUUGGUUGCAGGAUUGUAUAUGCUACGACAUCCUCGGUUCCGGAGCAAGCUGCCUUCUGUUCCCGGCAAUUUCUUCAAGAGAUUACCAGCUCGAAUAGAUAGCUUGCUCUAAUACUCCAUGUUAAAAAUCAAGCUUGUGUAUUUCUUUUUCUUUCCAUUCUUACCUUUUGUUUUAUGAAUUUUUCACGUAUCUUUAUUGUGUGCUUUCCAAUAAAUGUUAUGUUCGGCCGUUUUUAUAAGGCAGCUUCUUCCUAAAGAAGAUUGUUUAGUAUACCUACGUUCUUGGCUAAUGCUUGUGUAAU